This is a messenger RNA of Coregonus sp. 'balchen', 14587 nucleotides long. NCBI's taxonomy places the organism in Eukaryota, Metazoa, Chordata, Actinopteri, Salmoniformes, Salmonidae. The record is from the annotation of a GenBank genome assembly.
CACGCGCAGCUCUCUUAACUCCUGGAACGUACCCAUCAUCACAUGAUUUUGACUCAAACGUCGACACAGUCAGGUGAUAAAAGUCUGUUGUUGUUGAUUUCAAGUCAAAUUGCCCAGUCAUUGUGCUUGCUGGUCGGGUUGUAGCUAAAGUUAUUCUGCAGCUUUAAAAUGAAGGUUUUGUACCUAUGUCUUUUCGCGGCACUUGCUUUGGCAUCUGAUGCACUCGUCCGGUAAGUAAAGACAAGUCAUAGUAGCCGUGCUAGCAGUAGUUUGUUAGCUAGAAAAGCAAUGCUCUUCAAACACUUGAGCUACCAGUUACGCCCUCAGUCAACUAGCUAGCAUAGUAUUACGAAAUGGAUAGCCCUAGCUAGGUUUGUGACUGUUUACUUUUCUGAAUGAAUAGUGAAGACGACCUGGGGCUACAAAGUGACGUUAGCUAGCUAAAUGUUAUCAAGUCGCACUCUAGCAAGGUGUUUGUUUUUCCAUUAGCUAGUGCUCCGUUUCUUGCCCAGUGACAAGCAAACAUGUGACAAUGUGAAAAUAGAAAUUACAGCGAAGGUCAAUAUCCCAAACACGACUUAAGGCCGGUGUACAGACCGUCUAUCGACAUGUGUAGACAAUUGUCGUAGCGAGAUCAUGAACAUUAUAUUGUCGUCGGACAUCAAACUUGUCCUAUGUCUGCAUGACAUCAGCAGCCUCGUGCUCAACAUUAAAUACUUUCUCUAUUUUAACAAAAAUAAACCCAUCCAAUUAAUUAUAUGGCAACCUAUUAAGCCAGGCAACUAAAAGCUAUUUUCUAAACAAUGUUUUGGUUCGUUGCUAGCUAGCUAAUUAGCUAGCUGGCUGGCUAGCCAGUUCAAAUAAACGUUAAUGACCAUAGUAUAGCUGACGUCUUAACUUUUAGCUACUUUUUAUUCAUUAUUACAGGAAAAUAAACCCACACAACGUUAUUUACAAGGUAAUGGUGAACUUAUAGAAAAUAGUGUGACGAAAUAAAAGUAGGUCAUUCUAUCGGAUAAUUGUAGAACUUCCUGCAUCAUCUUGUCACAGUAAGAUUUGGUCUGGUUGCUGUGGCAGUCCGGAAACCACGACAACGGACGUUGCGACAGUCGCAGAUAACUUUCUUCACGUCUGUGCGACAAGGAAACUCAGUCGCAGCGAUGGUGUGCAGACAUGCCACCGAAUUAUUAUUAUUAUACAUUAAAUGUCGUUCUACAGACAUGUCAUUAGACCAAGGAUAAACUGGCCUUAACCUGUGUUGAUAACACCCAUCUGCUUCAUCAAUUCAACUGUGAACUUCCUAUGUAAUCUUGUCAUGUUAUCAUUGAUUCGUGUGUGCCUCAUUGAUUGUUCAAGCUCCCCAUUCGGCAAUGUCCUUGUAGAACAGAUAUUACACAUAGCAAGGUUGCCACAGGCAGCACUUGUUCUAGCUAGCAAAGGAUGUGGCCACCAGUACUCUUCACUGUGUCUCCUGUCUAUUGUCUGAGAGCAGGAGACCUGUAACUAGUCAGACGUUGUUUCCCCAGAAAGAACUAGGUUGAGUAAAUACUAGACAGGGCUCACCAGUAGGCCUGCUGAGAUUCUGCUUGACCUACCAACUGUUCUGGGCUGGCUAACCAUUUUCAAAGGAGUUCUCUGAUAGAUUCUCUCUCGCUAUGUCUCCCUCUCUUUCCCUCCCCCUAUAUCUAUCUCUCUCCCCCUCUCUCUCUCCCCUCUCGUUCUCUCCCACAGAAUUCCGUUGAGGAAGUUCCGUUCCAUCAGGCGUACCCUGACUGACUCAGGGAGGGCAGCAGAAGAGCUGUUGGCUGGGAAGGAACACACUAAGUACAGCAACCUGGGCUUCCCCUCCUCCAGCAAUGGACCCACUCCAGAAACCCUGAAGAACUUUAUGGACGUAAGACGAUCCUCUAGUCACUACUAACCAGGGACCCUGGUAGUGGAGUAGUUUGCCCUUGGUUGCGUCCCUAGAUGGCACCCUAUUCCCUACAUAGUGCACUACUUUUGAUCAGAGCCCUACUGUGGGCCCUGGUCAAAAGUAUUGCACUUUAAUAGGAAAUAGGGUGCCAUUUGGGACAAAGACAACCUGUGACCUGUGUCAAUGGAGUGGUCACACUUCACUUCGCUAAUGCAAUUUAGCACAAGCUAAAAGCCAGGCAGGCCAGGAGAAAACCAACAAAGAAUCCCUUGUCGCCAGUCCGGCCGUUCCGGCUAGUCCUCCUAGCUAGCUGAAUUAGAAUUAGUAGCGUUACAAGGCAAGCCCGCCCACUCCCCCUCCCUAUCCUGAAGGGAAGAUGGAAAAUUUCACAUUUCCCAUCAAAGUUGGGUGAUCAGAUCUUCAGUUUCUAUGUGUGAUGGAAAAAUAACAUUUGUCAUAUGCCGGGUAACUCAGCUUCCCAUCGGUGUUGGGUCUAGUGACGGGAUCUUUUUCUCUGUGUGACUGAACAGGAACUAGGAAUAGUUGGUCAUGUGACUGAGAGCAAGGAAGGCCUGAUCUUCUAAGCUCCCUGAGGUUGAUCAGCUGACAGUUUGUAGACCUUCUGUACGAUUAUCCAGGGCAAAGAGCCAUGCGUUGUUUAUGUAGUUUAAUCUGAACUCCAGAAAAGAGACAGAGGGCCUUGUACACUCAGUGGGCAUUUACAUUUUUUUUAGGUCACAAUCUAGUACCGGGGUCAGACCCCCCUUUUGCAUCCAGAACAGACUGAAUUCUUCGGGGCAUAGAAUGUUGCUCAACUGGUGUCAAGGGACCUAACGUCUGGCAGGAAAAUUCCCCACACCAUUACACCACCGCCAGCAGCCUGUACUGUUGACACCAGGCAGGAUGAGGCCAUGAACUCACGCUGCUUACACCAAAUCAUGAUGUUGCAUGACGCAACAGGAACCGAGAUUUGUCUAACCAAGUGACGUUUCUCCACUCCUCAAUUGUCCAGUGUUGGUGAUUGCGUGCCCACUGGAGCCGCUUCCUGUUUUUAGCUGAUAGGAGUGGAACCCGGUGUGGUCGUCUGCUGGUCCUGGAGAGCCGCAGGCACUUCAUGUUUUUGGUUUAACCGACCUGGAAGACCAGGUGUGUUGAAUUUAGUCAAUCUGUGAACUAAUCGAUUAUCUCAGUUGGUCAGGUGUGGUGCCUAGUUGGAACAAUAUCCUGCAGUACCUGUGGCACUCCAGGAACAGGGUUGCCUACCCCGGCCCUAGACACUGUCGUGCGUGAAAAGCCCAGGAACAGGGUUGCCUACCCCGGCCCUAGACACUGUCGUGCGUGAAAAGCCCAGGAACAGGGUUGCCUACCCCGGCCCUAGACACUGUCGUGCGUGAAAAGCCCAGGAGGCCAACAGUUUCUGAGCUACUGGAAUCGGCGCCUGGCACUGACUCUUACAACGCUCAGUCGCUUAGGUCACUCAUUUUGCCCAUUCUAACGUUCAAUCGAACAGUAACUGAAUGCCUGUCUGCCUGCUUUAUAAAGCAAGCCACGUGACUCACUGUCUGUAGGAGUGAACCAUAUUUUUGUGAACGGGGUGGUGUACCUAAUAAACUGGCCACUGAGUGUAUGUGUUCAUGAUAUCAAUUCCCCAGCAUUGGAUAAACAUUGAGUAGCCUACACAGUAGUGUACAGCAGUCCUUCUGGUUUCUGAGUGUUUUCUCCGGGACUCUGAUAGUUCCUUCCACCGAGCUGAGGGACGCGCGCACACACACAAAACUGUUGUGGUUUCCUAGACUCUGACAGGAAGUGAGUUGAGAUAUGUAGAUUCCUCAAGCAUUUUACCUAAUAUCUACCAUAUAAAAUGUAAUGCAAUUCCUUUUUAUGAAGCUUGAAAAGUUGGCACUGUGAAUAAAUAGUUUUAACCAUGGAAUGGUUUCAGCCACUUCAUAAUAACUUGCAGAGUAAUUGAACUUUCACGUCAAACCACUUUAGAUAUCAACCAACCACAAUACAACCACAGUGAAUUGAAUUCAAACCAUUGUCCCUUCAAUAGUCGGCUCAUUAACAAGAUAAAGGUUGUGUCCAAAAUGGUACCCUAUUCCCCACAGGGCUCUGGUCAAAAGUAGUGCACUAUAUGGGGACUACGUGCCAUUUGGUACGCACCCUAAGAUUGCUAAUCUAAUCACAAUGAACUGGUCAACCAGUCCCAGGAGACUGAAUUGACUUAAGAGGUUCAUUUGCUAUGAAUACUAGAAUGGAGAGUCCUAGGAAAAAGGAAGUUGAGUCACGUGUUGAAAAUGUUGAGUAAUCGUUCAUUCUCUGCUUGCAACAGAAGGUUAGCUGACUGUUUACAGCGUGACUAGGAGAAGAGAAAUCACUGACCUAUUGGAUUGACAGAAGAGGUAAAGUGCUAGAUUUGACUUCUAGAAAGAGGGAAGUUGACUCCUCGUUAAACUGUGUAAUUAUUAUUAUUAUUAGCAGAGUAACGCGCUUGGAUCAGAAGGUUAGCUGACUUGUUUGUUCAACAGCGUGACAAUGAGAAGAGGUCACUCUGACCUAUUUACUUCAGACAAACCGUUUCUGACACCGGCAGAGCCAACUUCUAUCAGUCGUGGAAAGACUGAACUAAUCACAUGACCUGCGUGAACAGACACGUUUAGGUAGAUCUUGCUAGAUCUGUUCAGGCCAGCUCACAACCUGUUGGAAGGGAUUGCCUUCACUGUAUCCCUACACCGGGACGUUAGCAAAGCAUAGGGAUCUUGUUCUUCUGAGUGAAUAGGCAUAUCAAGAACCAGCAGAAACUGGGCCUCCGUCCUCGACCAGUUUGGGGUACACUGUAAUUACCCUACUACCUGCUUUCUAGUCUGGGAGCAGUGUGCUUGAUGGAGUCCUUGAAACUAGCCCACACAGUUAUUUUUGUUGUUUUUUUAUUUCAUGCAGCCGUGUGUGUUUUGUUUCACAGGCUCAGUACUAUGGUGAGAUCGGCCUGGGGACUCCCGUCCAGACGUUCACUGUGGUGUUUGAUACAGGCUCCUCCAACUUGUGGGUUCCUUCAAUCCACUGCUCUUUCACAGACAUCGCCUGCUGUAAGUCUACGCUGCGCUGCCUCAAUCCCAUAUUUAUUGAUGCACUUGUCAAGUCCUCUCAGAUCUCUACAAGUGCAUAGGGGGGUCUAGGGUUGCAUUUGGGAAUGGGCCAUUGACUCAUACACACAUGACCGGUGCUAGUAGGACCGGCUCACUUCCAGAAAUCCAAUUCUAGGUUUAAUCUGUUUCUAAGAAUCCUCUCUGUUUUAUUGUUUAUUUGUUUAUACUUUCUGCCAAAUGCCUCAUUAGUUGGAUUAGUUGAGCGCUUCAAUGUGUUUUCUUCUAGGUUAUAUAACCAUUUAAUAUUGGCCAUUUUGACAGAUUAAAGUGAUACUUCCCUUCUGUCUGUCUGUCAGUGCUUCACCACAAGUAUAACGGUGCCAAGUCCAGCACGUAUGUGAAGAAUGGAACCGCCUUCGCCAUCCAGUAUGGGUCUGGCAGUCUGUCUGGGUACCUCAGCCAAGACACAUGCACGGUAGGCACAAGGUUACACUGUUGUAAAAUAGGCCUAGCAUCUGAAAAGGCGCUGGAUAAUUCAAGUCCGUUGUCUCUAUUGUACUAUUCUCCAAAGCAAUGCCUUUAAGGCAGUUUUUUUUGUGUGUUAUUCUCAAUUAUUUUAAACACUGUGUUUCCACUUGUCUGCCUGAAAUUGUCAAAUAAAAUCAAUCUCUCUGUGUUAUGUGUCAGUUUGGAGACCUGACUGUCUAAUAGUCUUUUAAUGGAUGUGCUGCUUCACCUCUCUGGUAGAUUGGAGGACUGUCCAUAGAGAGGCAGGGCUUCGGUGAGGCCAUCAAGCAGCCUGGCGUAGCCUUCAUCGCUGCCAAGUUUGAUGGCAUCCUGGGCAUGGCCUACCCACGUAUUUCUGUGGACGGGGUCGCCCCACCGUUUGACAACAUCAUGAGCCAGAAGAAAGUAGAGCAGAAUGUGUUUUCCUUCUACCUCAACAGGUGAGACAGACAGGACUGCCUCAGGUAUUUCUGACACCAGAGUCCUUUUUUGGAGAUUUAGGACCAGUUUCCUGGACACAGAUUAAGCCUAGUCUUGAACUAAAAAGCCUGCUCAAUGGAGCACGUCUAUUGAAAUAGCUGUUUUGUCCAGUACUAGGUUUAAUCUGGAUCUAGGAAACCAAUCCUAAAAGUCUGUAUAGAAAAAUAGUCAAAUGACGUGUGUUUGGUCCUGUGUGUGUGUGUUAGGAACCCAGACUCUGAGCCCGGCGGUGAACUCCUACUGGGAGGAACUGACCCCAAGUACUACAGCGGAGACUUCCACUACCUCAACGUCAGCCGCCAGGCCUACUGGCAGGUCCACAUGGACGGGUGAGUGUUCAUCCUUUACCAUUCAUUUAUAUGCUGACACUUGUUUGUUCAAGUUAGUAACGAUCUGCUACAUUAGCCAUCCAUCUGUUGCUGGACACUGUUAUAAUAUUAUUAUUAUUAUUAUGUCUGAGGUCAGAUCUGUGGCAGACUUUUUGGAGGACUUUUUAAAGCACUGGAUUCCCUUCAGAAUCUCAAGAAACUUUACCCCACCUCUUGCUGUACACAUCAAACAGGAGCUUCUAUAAAAAUAAAAAAUAAAUAACCUUCUUCGAACUAGAAGCCUUCCAAGAGGAACCAAGGCUGGCCGAGGUAAAUGAAGAGAGAUUUUCACUGUUUGUAUCGGGCCUGCCAAAACUCAGUCAUGUGGAAGUGCCAAGGGACAAAGUCUUAACUGCAAUAAAGAAAGCGGAAGAUUUCUACAGGAUCAUCCAGGUCAGAAAUUGGUUGUGUAACGGAAACAUGGGCACAUGAGAACAUUCCAGAUGAGUCCCUAAACAUAGAGGGUGUUCAGAAAGGACACAUCUGUCUAAAUAUGAAAAGAAGAGGGGUGGCCAUGUAUGUGGAUAGUCUCCAGGUUAGGAGACGGGCGGACCUUGCAAGAGAUGAGUUUGAGUGUCUGGAUCCAGUUGCGGCUAAUGAGAAGAAGCUGCAGCAGGAAGCCAUUGACCUAUCUCAUUAACGCCAUCGACUCUGACGUUGAAGUCACCUGAAACGGGUAUUGUCUUAUGUGGGGAUUUCAAUAAUCUACCUUCCAAGGCCCUCAACUCUCACCCAGGCCUAAAACAGGUUGACGAAAACAAGACCAGUGGAGACUCCAUGAUUUGAUCUGAUCAUAACAAACAACAUUUUUAAAAAGGCUAGGAACGCUGUUCAGAGGCUCAUCCAAUGGACUACGAAAAACUACUAGACUAAAAUUUAAAUUCAAGCACUCAAAAAGAAGAAUCCGAAAGCGAUGUGGGACUUCAUCAGCAAAGAGCUUGGCCGAUCGAAAUCAUCUGGAGGUACGAUACAGAUUGAUGGUGUGGAAACUGACGAUGUUGCUGAGGUCCUGAACAUCUUCUUUGCUGAAGCAUGGACAGGAAAUGCAUCCCCCCCCCAUGGAUCUAGCUCCAGUGGUCACACACUUAGUUAACGCCUAUCAACUGGCUCUGUACCUUCAGUCUGGUAGACCGCUACCAUCUCUCCAUUCCUAAGGUCCUGGAGGGGGGGAAAAGUCAUUGGACACCAAUCUCUCUGACAUCUUGUCUGAGGAAAAGUCUCAUUGUGAAGAAGCUCAUGCCAGUUGCUCUUGAGGAAUGCAAAAAAAAAAAUAGUGCAUACUUGCCUAAACACAGAACGACACAUGCUCUGGUCAGAGCCACACACACCUGGCUUACAGAGGCAGACUCCUAAAGCAACCCACAAUGGUCCGGGUUCUGCUGGCGGACAUGUCAAGGCUUUUUUUUGAUUGUGUCGGCCAUGCUAAACUCCUUCAGCAUCUGACCGGUCUGUGUCCAAGGCUACUGACCUGGCUCCGCAGCUACACAACAGGGAGAACCGAGGGGUGAUUGCUAAUGGAAUGUACAGCUCAUGGACAGGGGUAACAUCUGGAGUCCCCCAGGGGUCUCUCCUUACCUCUUCCUGCUCCACAUGUCCACUCAGUGACUCCUCUUUGAGGACACACUGGCUACGCUGACGACGUUGGGCUGUCCCGUGCUUUUAAGGCUAGCAAACAUUGAAAAUGACACCUCCAAUAGAGGAGGCGAAGCAACUGGAGGAAUGGGAAGCAGACAACAUGUUUCUUAAUGGAAAGGCUGUCCAACUAAGAAUCUGCUUCUCCCAAAUUCCUCCCCAACCAGCUCCACUAAUCCUGGAUGGACUGGCUAUUCCAGUUAGAACCAGCUCCACUAAUCCUGGGUGGACUGGCUGUUCCAGUUGGAACCAGCUCCACUAAUCCUGGGUGGACUGGCUGUUCCAGUUGGAACCAGCUCCACUAAUCCUGGGUGGACUGGCUGUUCCAGUUGGAACCAGCUCCACUAAUCCUGGGUGGACUGGCUGUUCCAGUUGGAACCAGCUCCACUAAUCCUGGGUGGACUGGCUGUUCCAGUUGGAACCAGCUCCACUAAUCCUGGGUGGACUGGCUGUUCCAGUUGGAACCAGCUUUUUCUAUUUGAACAGGGAAGACAUUGAGACCCAGGUCUCUAUUUACAAACGCACCCUGUAUAUACACUGACUGUGAUGGCAAGAAACGGCCUUACCACUGACGUUGUGGCAUCCACACCACCCUGAUCCGACCGUGCCUGGAGUAUGCCAGUGUGUUGCUGUUGGGCUGCACAAAGAAGCAGUAAGCUACGCUGGACCGGGUACAGAAAAGGGCAAGCAAGAUGAUAACAAAAAAAACAGAGACCUCCCACUGACCCUUCCACCACUAACAGUCACGGAGAGAUCAAGCUGCAGUGUGAUGGAUCACUGACGUGAUGCACCACCCUGAUCUGCUACCACAGAGAAGAGGAGACUGUACUGGCAGAGUCCUCCAGAGCCAACUGUACAGCAUCAACGCAAGGACAAAUGGACUGAUUUUUGUUUACCAUAACCACUGCCAUCAGACAUAUUAAUGGCCAAAUGUGACUUUAAACUAAUUUCUUGUAAGCUAGGACGUUUUUUAAUUUAAUGUUUUGUCUUUUAUCUUGUUUUAAAGUAUUCUCUAGAUGGAACUGUGCAUUCUGCAAAAUUCAGUCUUGUCGACUGCGUGCAUGACUCAAUGCUGUUUUCACUAUGUAGGGAGGGAACUGUAAACUUAAAUAAUGAGUUAUUGGUUUGGUGUUUUGUAAAUCGAGAAGCCUGUGAAAAGGGAAUUUACUGCUCUGAGGACAAUGGAUCUAUUGUUACCUUCUGUAAGCAUGCAGCCCUCCUUCCACCAAGGGAGCUGUAUUUAAACGUGUGUGUGUGUGUGUACAGGUUGGGUGUGGGGAGCCAGCUGGGUCUGUGUAAGGGAGGCUGUGAGGCCAUCGUGGACACCGGCACGUCCCUCAUCACCGGCCCCACGGUGGAGGUCAAGGCCCUGCAGAAGGCCAUCGGAGCGAUCCCACUCAUCCAAGGAGAGGUAAGACGUAGGAUCAUCCCCACUCAGGAGACGUAAGGGAGAGGAGCCCCACCACUCAAUAUCUACUCGUUAUGUGAUCAAGAGGAGCGAUUCAUCUAAAGAACUCCUAGAUGGAAGAAAGUCCUUGCAAACCAAUCUCCUCCUCCUCUAGUUCAGCACUAUGGUCCCAGCUACAUUCCCCCUCCUCCUCCUCUAGUUCAGCACUAUGGGCCCAGCUACAUUCCUCCUCCUCCUCCUCCUCUAGUUCAGCACUAUGGGCCCAGCUACAUUCCUCCUCCUCCUCCUCUAGUUCAGCACUAUGGGCCCAGCUACAUUCCUCCUCCUCCUCCUCCUCCUCCUCCUCUAGUUCAGCACUAUGGGCCCAGCUACAUUCCUCCUCCUCCUCCUCCUCCUCCUCUAGUUCAGCACUAUGGGCCCAGCUACAUUCCUCCUCCUCCUCCUCUAGUUCAGCACUAUGGUCCCAGCUACAUUCCUCCUCCUCCUCCUCCUCUAGUUCAGCACUAUGGGCCCAGCUACAUUCCUCCUCCUCCUCCUCUAGUUCAGCACUAUGGGCCCAGCUACAUUCCUCCUCCUCCUCCUCCUCUAGUUCAGCACAAUGGGCCCAGCUACAUUCCUCCUCCUCCUCCUCCUCUACUUCAGCACUAUGGGCCCAGCUACAUUCCUCCUCCUCCUCUAGUUCAGCACUAUGGUCCCAGCUACAUUCCUCCUCCUCCUCCUCUAGUUCAGCACUAUGGACCCAGCUACAUUCCUCCUCCUCCUCCUCUAGUUCAGCACUAUGGGCCCAGCUACAUUCCUCCUCCUCCUCCUCCUCUAGUUCAGCACUAUGGGCCCAGCUACAUUCCUCCUCCUCCUCCUCCUCUAGUUCAGCACUAUGGGCCCAGCUACAUUCCUCCUCCUCCUCCUCCUCUAGUUCAGCACUAUGGGCCCAGCUACAUUCCUCCUCCUCCUCCUCUAGUUCAGCACUAUGGGCCCAGCUACAUUCCUCCUCCUCCUCCUCCUCUAGUUCAGCACUAUGGGCCCAGCUACAUUCCUCCUCCUCUAGUUCAGCACUAUGGGCCCAGCUACAUUCCUCCUCCUCCUCCUCCUCCUCUAGUUCAGCACUAUGGGCCCAGCUACAUUCCUCCUCCUCUAGUUCAGCACUAUGGGCCCAGCUACAUUCCUCCUCCUCCUCUCUAGUUCAGCACUAUGGGCCCAGCUACAUUCCUCCUCCUCCUCCUCCUCUAGUUCAGCACUAUGGCCCAGCUACAUUCCUCCUCCUCCUCCUCCUCUAGUUCAGCACUAUGGGCCCAGCUACAUUCCUCCUCCUCCUCCUCUAGUUUCAGCACUAUGGCCCAGCUACAUUCCUCCUCCUCCUCCUCUAGUUCAGCACUAUGGGCCCAGCUACAUUCCUCCUCCUUCCUCCUCCUCCUCCUCUAGUUCAGCACUAUGGGCCCAGCUACAUUCCUUCUCCUCCUCCUCCUCUAGUUCAGCACUAUGGGCCCAGCUACAUUCCCUCCUCCUCCUCCUCUAGUUCAGCACUAUGGCCCAGCUACAUUCCUCCUCCUCCUCCUCCUCUAGUUCAGCACUAUGGGCCAGCUACAUUCCUCCCCUCCUCCUCCUCUAGUUCAGCACUAUGGGCCCAGCUACAUUCCUCCUCCUCCUCCUCCUCUAGUUCAGCACAUGGGCCCACUACAUUCCUCCUCCUCCUCCUCUAUUCAGCACUAUGGGCCCAGCUACAUUCUCCUCCUCCUGCAGCACAUGCCCAGCUACUUCCUCCUCCUCCUCCUCUAGUUCAGCACUAUGGGCCCAGCUACAUUCCUCCUCCUCCUCCUAGUUCAGCACUAUGGGCCCAGCUACUCAUCCCUCCUCCUCCUCCUCUAGUUCAGCACUAUGGCCCAGCUACAUUCCUCUCCUCCUCCUCCUCUAGUUCCGCACUAUGGGCCCAGCUACAUUCCUCCUCCUCCUCCUCCUAGUUCAGCACUAUGGGCCCAGCUACAUUCCUCCUCCUCCCUCCUCUCAGUUCAGCACUAUGGGCCCAGCUACCAUUCCCCUCCUCCUCCUCCUCUAGUUCAGCACUAUGGGCCCAGCUACAUUCCUCCUCCUCCUCUAGUUCAGCACAUGGGGCCCAGCUACAUUCCUCCUCCUCCUCCUCUAGUUCAGCACUAUGGGCCCCAGCUACAUUCCUCCUCCUCCUCCUCUAGUUCAGCACUAUGGGCCCAGCUACAUUCCUCCCCUCCUCCUCCUCUAGUUCAGCACUAUGGGCCCAGCUACUUCCUCCCUCCUCCUCCUCUAGUUCAGCACUAUGGGCCCCAGCUACAUUCCUCCUCCUCCUCCUCUAGUUCAGCACUAUGGGCCCCAGCUACAUUCCUCCUCUCCUCCUCCUCUAGUUCAGCACUAUGGGCCCAGCUACAUUCCUCCUCCUCCUCCUCCCUAGUUCAGCACUAUGGGCCCAGCUACAUUCCUCCUCCUCCCCUCCUCUAGUUCAGCACUAUGGGCCCAGCUACAUUCCUCCUCCUCCUCCUCCUUUCAGAUUCAGCACUAUGGGCCCAGCUACAUUCCUCCCUCCUCCUCCUCUAGUUCAGCACUAUGGGCCCAGCUACAUUCCUCCUCCCCUCCUCUAGUUCAGCACUAUGGGCCCAGCUACAUUCCUUCCUCCUCCUCCUCUAGUUCAGCACUAUGGGCCCAGCUACAUUCCUCCUCCUCCUCCUCUAGUUCAGCACUAUGGGCCCAGCUACAUUCCUCCUCCUCCUCUAGUUCAGCACUAUGGGCCCAGCUACAUUCCUCCUCCUCCUCCUCCUCUAGUUCAGCACUAUGGGCCCAGCUACAUUCUCCUCCUCCUCCUCUAGUUCAGCACUAUGGGCCCAGCUCACUAUGUCCUCCUCCUCCUCCUCUAGUUCAGCACUAUGGCCACUACAUUCCUCCUCUCCUCCCCUACAGUUCAGCACAUAUGGCCCAGCUACGUCCUCCCCUCCUCCUCUUAGUUCGCAGACCUAUGGGCCCAGCUACAUUCCUCCUCCUCCUCCUCUAGUUCAAGCACAUGGGCCCAGCUACAUUCCUCCUCACUCCUCCUCUAGUUCAGCACUAUGGCCCAGUACAUCUCCUCCUCCUCUCUAGUUCAGCACUGGGCCCAGCUACAUUCUCUCCUCCUUCUCUAGUUCAAGCACUUGGCCCAGCUACAUUCUCCUCUCUCCCUAGUUCAGCACUAGGCCCAGCUACAUUCCCUCCUCCUCCUCUAGUUCAGCACUAUGGCCAGCUAAUUCCUCCCCUCCUCCUCUAUUUCCACUAUGGCCCAGCUACAUUCCUCCUCUCUCUGUUCAGCACAUGGGCCCAGUACAUUCCUCCUCUCCCCUAGUUCAGCACAUGGGCCCACUACAUUCCUCCUCCUCCCCUAGUUCAGCACUAUGGGCCAGCUACAUUCCUCUCUCCUCAUUUCAGCACUAUGGCCCCCUCAUCCCUCCUCUCCUCCUCUAGUUCGCACUAGGUCCCGCUAUCAGCAUUCCUCCUCCUCUCAAGCAUAUGGCCCAGCUACAUCCUCCUCUCUCCCUCUUUCAGCACUAUGGGCCAGUACAUUUCCCCUCCUCUAGUUCAGCACUAUGGGCCCAGCUACAGCUUAAUGAAGUCCUUUUGACCUGGCCCAUCCUAUUUCUUAGAGAACUGUACCCCACUUUAUGUCCUCACUACAAUAGCACCAUCACUGAGUGUUUCUGCUUGUGUUUCAGUACAUGGUGAACUGUGACAAGAUCCCCACCAUGCCUGUCAUCACAUUCAACCUGGGAGGACAGUCCUACAGUCUGACUGCAGAGCAGUACGUCCUCAAGGUGAGUCUCUCCUCUCGGUCUCUAUCUGGAGAUUCUACAUUGUUUUGCUAUAAGUAAGAUGGCCAGCAGCGAGCGAUGUAGAUGGCCAGCGAGGUAGAUGGCCGGCGAGCGAGCGAGGUAGAUGGCCAGCGAGGUAGAUGGCCGGCGAGCGAGCGAGGUAAAGUUAAGUCUAAUUCAACAACCAUAACAACAGUGUCCGCUCAGUCAGUCACUAUACCACACAAACAGGGUGAUCGCUUCCUGAACUAAACAUUCUCAGAACCAUGGGAGACAACAUGCAUUGAUUUGAAUGUUUGUCUCGGAAAUGAAUUCCGUUAUUUCAACUAUUAUUACUGUGUAAUAAUGGCCUACUGAACUUUCCUUACAAACCGUCCUCCUGUUGGCUACGAUGUUAGUAUCUCUGUCGUUUGGUCAUUACAUAUCAGGCCCUUGUUCAUUAGGGCACACCGUAGCAAAACAUUGUGCAACAGAAAACAAACAACAUUUGCAUUUCAGCAAUGAACCAGUGCAGAUAGUACCCGUCUGUUUCAAACUGUUUGGUGCUUACUGGACACGAUCUGGGCCCCGUGUGGGACUGUGUGCGUCUCUGUAUUCCUUCCCCCUUCUGCCCUGCGUCUGACUGUGCGUCUGUGUAUUUCUUCCCCCUCCCAGGAGACCCAGGCUGGUAAGACCAUCUGCCUGAGUGGCUUCAUGGGCCUGGACAUCCCCGCCCCCGCCGGGCCGCUGUGGAUCCUGGGAGAUGUAUUCAUUGGCCAAUACUACACUGUGUUCGACCGUGACAACAACCGGGUGGGCUUCGCUAAGUCCAAGUAGAACUACAACGGCCACGUCCCCAUUCUCCACUGUCCAUCUACCCUUCUCCUGAAGUGUACUUGUCAUGGAUUUGGAGAAUCGGGAAGCAGCCAAUGUUUUGGAACAAUGUUUUGCGGGUACAUUAAGUGGUUCUAGAUUUUACGAUUUUUAGACAGGCAAAAUCAAAGUGUGGGGAAAGACACUACUUGUGGCUUGGCUGCACAAGCUUUCCGUUGCUUUUAUGAAAUCUUUUUUAAAAAGUAGCAAUCGAUUUGUGUAGAGUUCAAAUGCACUGAUCUAAACAAGCAUUCAUUUCUGAACGAUUUGCUACGAGUGUGAAAGUAAAACGGAAACCGUGGUGAUGUUGGAGAAUGUACAGGAUCGGGAGUCAAAGAUGAUUAUCAGAACGGACCUUUUUGAGUUUUACCAUCUAUCUGAGUGAUCUGCUGUACGUGUUAAAUCAGGGACUUGUAUUUUAAAGCAACAGAACAAUGUAACAUUUUUAAUUUGCGUUUUAUGAGGCAAUGGACCUCCGUGUCAAUGACUUUAAGAUGUAUCUUCAAAUUAUUGGAUUCAAUAAAAUAAUUGUAAAAAGUGAA